AUUCGCGCCAAAGCUACGCCUUCCGAGUCGAACCUCCCCCCAAACUGCAAAAAUUUCGCUUGCCUCUCUGACCCCGAGUCACACAUACACCCACACAACGCGAGAGCCUGCGUCUACUGCAUGUCUCUUUCGGCCACAGUCAACAUUUUCGACCUGACCUUGCACGUUCGUCCGCUGCAUACCCAAAAGUAAAAAACCCAAUACCAACCCACCCCCACAACCGUCACCAUGGCUACCAUCAACAUCCGCCGCGAUGUCACCGACCAGUUCUACCGCUACAAGAUGGAGCGUAUCCAGUCUAAGAUCGAAGGCAAGGGCAACGGCAUCAAGACUGUCAUUGUCAACCUGACCAGCGUCGCCAACUCGCUUGCCCGCCCCCCCGCUCAUGUCAUCAAAUACUUUGGUUUCGAGCUGGGAGCCCAGACCAACACGAAUCCCAACGACGACCGCUGGAUCAUCAACGGCGCCCACGACGCCAGCAAGCUACAGGACUACCUCGACGGCUUCAUCUCCAAGUUCGUUCUGUGCAAGAAGUGCAAGAACCCCGAGACCGACGUCCACAUCAAGGAUGGAAACAUCACGCUUGACUGCAAGGCGUGUGGUAAGAUCUCUGAUGUCGAUGCCCGCCUCAAGCUGAGCUCCUUCAUCUUGAAGGAUGCACCCAAGAAGGGCAAGAAGGACAAGUCGACCAAGAAGGCCGAGCGUCGUGCCCGCAAGGAGGCCGAGGCCCGAGGUGAAGAGCCCUCGCAGAACGGCAGCCCCGGUGACAGCGCAGAGGACGACGAGAACGGCGACUUUGACGUUGAGGCUGGUAGUGACGACGAGCUCACUCGCCAGAUCAACGAGGGUGCUGACGAGAUUGAGGAAGCCAAGGAAGUCGAGUGGCACCUUGACACCUCUGAGGAGGCCAUCAGGGCUCGCGCCAAGGAUCUCCCGGAUGACCUCAAGCGUGCUCUGGUCAUUGAGGAUGAUGAGGAAGGCGAGGGUGGUUCCAACUACGACGUCUUUGGCAAGUGGAUCAUCGACACCGCCGCGGAGAAGGGCAGCGUUGACAAGCUUGACAACGUCGAGAUCUACCUCAAGGCCAAGGAGCUCGGUAUCGAGUCGAAGCACCGCACCCUGACCGUCAUCCCCCAGACUCUCUUCACCGAGAAGAUUGUCAAGCAGAUCGAGGGGCGCGCUCCCAUGCUCAAGAAGCUCCUCACUUCUGAGCGCCACGAGAAGGCCUUCCUUGGUGGUACUGAGCGCUUCGUCGGCAACGACAAGCCCGAGCUCAUCCCCCAGAUCUCGGCCAUCCUGCUCAAGUACUACGAGAACGACCUCGUCUCUGAGGAGGUUCUCAAGGGCUGGUGCUCCAAGGCGAGCAAGAAGUACGUCGAUCUCAAGACGAGCAAGAGCGUGCGCAAGGCGGCUGAGAAGUUUGCCGAGUGGCUCGAGAACGCGGAGAGCGAUGAGGAGGAUUCUGAGUAGUUUGUUGAUGAUUUGCUUUGAUUUGCUUUUCAACGGCGUGUGGACAACUCUCCUCCUGUG
Messenger RNA from Dothidotthia symphoricarpi CBS 119687, 1530 nucleotides. RefSeq names its product eukaryotic translation initiation factor-like protein 5. Gene Ontology annotation, cellular component: cytosol. Gene Ontology annotation, biological process: translational initiation; formation of cytoplasmic translation initiation complex; formation of translation preinitiation complex. The record is from RefSeq and is a predicted model, not a curated record. NCBI's taxonomy places the organism in Eukaryota, Fungi, Ascomycota, Dothideomycetes, Pleosporales, Dothidotthiaceae. The transcript has 2 exons. Gene Ontology annotation, molecular function: GDP-dissociation inhibitor activity; eukaryotic initiation factor eIF2 binding; translation initiation factor activity. The coding region runs from base 229 to 1470 and encodes 413 amino acids.